AUGCCGGCUUCACAGCAACAGGCUUCGGGCACACCAUGGCAAGACCGGCUGGCAGAGGUCUGCCGCGAAUACCAGAUUCAAGCUCCUCAUUUUCAAAUCGUAUCUGACCGGCGUGGUGGUCGUACCGCGUGGUCUAGUAUAGUUACCGUUUACGGCAAGCGAAUCGAGGCGCGAUAUUGGUACGACGGGAGGAACAUCACUAAUGCUAGGGAAGAUGCUGCGGAGGCGGCCUUGAACUGGCUUUCCAAUCAAGCGAACUUAUCUACCAGCUGGUAG
Molecule: messenger RNA, 276 nt
Organism: Daldinia loculata
Lineage: Eukaryota; Fungi; Ascomycota; Sordariomycetes; Xylariales; Hypoxylaceae
Exons: 3
Coding region: 1-276 (91 amino acids)
Source: RefSeq, a predicted model, not a curated record